Messenger RNA from Dicrocoelium dendriticum, 693 nucleotides. The record is from the annotation of a GenBank genome assembly. NCBI's taxonomy places the organism in Eukaryota, Metazoa, Platyhelminthes, Trematoda, Plagiorchiida, Dicrocoeliidae.
UUCUGAACAACCGUGUACCUAUUUGAGUGUUGAGCUUAGUUACUGCGCGCGAGAGUUCUGGCGGUAGAUCGUUUUUUAGAGAAUAUGGAAGAAAUUUUCCUCGCAUUUUGUGAUGCAGCUAAGAAGGGCUCAAAAACAUGCACCGAUAAAACCUUGAAAAAAAUAUGUACCGACUGUCAAAUUUACAACAAAGUUCUUAACGCUAAUUCAGUGGAUAUUGCUUUCCGUAAACACGUGGGAAAUCAGAAACUGGAUGUUGACUUCAGUAGCUUUUUGCGAUUUAUUGAAGGUGCUCUUGGGGAAGCCUAUGCUGCUUCAAAGAAUAUUAGCUUAGAAGCAGCGGUUGCUGAAAUAAAAGAGAAAAUAAUGAAAGGAAACCCAAAAGCACAUGGAGCAACGCAAGUCAGCAGUGAUGCUGCUACCGCACGACUUACUGAUGUCAAAGGCUACACCGGUGCACACAGAGAACGUUUUGAUCUAGAAACUGGGAAGGGUAAAGGAAUCGAAGGAAGAGAAUAUGUCAUGGAUGACAAGGCGGCUGCGGGAUACGUGUCCGGAUACAAAGGAAAGGAUACUUAUGAUAAAACACAUUAAUUAUUUUCAUCAGUUCCUUUUUAUUUUUUACAGUUUAUUUCAAUGAUCCGACCAAGUGGAUUCAACUGGAAAUCAAAUAUAUAUACUAGCUGAAUACCU